Brienomyrus brachyistius is the source of this 3396-nucleotide messenger RNA. RefSeq names its product deltaC (gene dlc). The coding region runs from base 270 to 2249 and encodes 659 amino acids. The transcript has 9 exons. The record is from RefSeq and is a predicted model, not a curated record. Gene Ontology annotation, biological process: multicellular organism development; cell communication; axon guidance. Gene Ontology annotation, cellular component: signaling receptor complex; plasma membrane; cell surface. Lineage: Eukaryota; Metazoa; Chordata; Actinopteri; Osteoglossiformes; Mormyridae. Gene Ontology annotation, molecular function: calcium ion binding.
CUGCCGCACGAAAGUGAACGUCAAAGUCCAAGUGGCACGAACGGGAAGAGAGGCAGGAUAUACAUUUACAUUUGGUGUACUUUUUUGACAAACACUGUUCCAAUAAAAGGACUGUGGUUCUUUUCCUUUCGACUUUAUAUAUAUGUAUAUGUAUAUAUAUAUAUGUUACUGUAAGUUUCCAUCGGUUUUACACAAGUGGAGAUACUUCAUCUUUACUGGAUAUCGAACUCUGUCUGCUUUAAUAGCGGACACAAAAAAACAAAACUAAAAUGGCUUGUCUACUACUGGCUUGUUUUUUGACGUUUAUAUCAGCAAACCUGGUGGAACCAUCUGGCAAUUUUGAACUGAAAGUGCACUCGUUCGAUACCGCCCGGAAUGACUGCAGAAAGUCCAAAGAGUGUCAGAUCUUUUUCCGAGUGUGUCUGAAGCAUUCGCAGGAUGUGAUCUCCCCCGAACCGCCCUGCACCUACGGGACGGGAAUAACCGAGACUUUAAGCCCAAGUGCCGUCUCCGCCAGCGCACCUAUCAGGAUUCCCUUUAAUUUUAAAUGGCCGGGGAUAUUUUCGCUCAUCAUCGAAGCGUGGAUUGCCGAAUCCCCCGAUCAGUCCACAGAUAACCAGAAUAAUCUGAUAAGUCGCUUGGCGACUCGUAGGAGACAUGCUAUUGACCAGGACUGGUCUCAGGACGUGCGUACUGGGGACCUGCGUUAUUCGUAUCGUGUUGUCUGUGAUGAGCAUUAUUACGGCGACAGCUGCUCUGAUUACUGCCGUCCGCGUAACGACACGUUUGGACAUUAUACAUGUGACAAGGCUGGAAAUCGAAUUUGUUUGGUUGGCUGGAAAGGCGACUAUUGCUCAACACCCAUCUGCUCCUCUGGCUGCAGUGACAAGCACGGUUACUGUGAUUCCCCGGGUGAGUGCAGGUGCCUUCUGGGCUGGAACGGCUCAUUGUGCGACGAGUGUCUGCCGUAUCCAGGCUGCCUGCACGGCACCUGCGGUCGGCCGUGGCAGUGCAACUGCAAAGAAGGCUGGGGAGGGCUCUUCUGCAACCAGGACCUGAACUUCUGCACAAACCACAAGCCCUGCAGGAAUGACGCUACCUGCACUAAUACCGGCCAAGGCAGUUACACCUGCACCUGCAGACCAGGCUUCAGUGGCAAGAACUGUGACAUAGAAAUCAAUGAGUGUGACAGCAACCCCUGCAAGAAUGGAGGCAGUUGUAAUGAUAUGGAGAAUGACUACUCCUGCACAUGCCCCCGAGGCUUUUAUGGAAAGAACUGUGAGAUUAUUGCCAUGACCUGCGCUGAUGGUCCUUGCUUUAAUGGGGGCACCUGCACGGAGAACGCCAACAGGGGAUACUCGUGCUACUGCCCCUCCGGCUACAUGGGAUUCAAUUGUGAGAAGAAAAUUGACCGCUGCAGCAGUGACCCGUGUGCUAAUGGUGGUCAAUGCCUUGAUUUGGGACACACUGUACUGUGUCACUGUCGAUCAGGCUUUACUGGUCAACGCUGCGAGACCAAUAUUGAUGACUGUGCCCAUAACCCAUGCCAGAAUGCUGGCACAUGUGUGGAUGGCAUCAAUGAUUACAGCUGCAUGUGUACCUUGGGCUAUAAAGGGAAAGACUGCAGCGUGAGAGAGAAUGCAUGCAGUACGUAUCCCUGCCAGAACGGCGGAACGUGCUAUACCCAUUUUACCGGUCCUGUCUGCAAGUGUCGCCCGGGAUUCAUGGGCUCUCGAUGCGAAUUCAGCUUCAAACCUACUCUGCCGCCCAUCGACAUACUGAGCAAGAGUUUUCCACUGGCCCUUGCUGUCAGCUUCAGCCUCGGCCUCAUUACCUUGACGCUGGUGGUGUGCGCUGCCGUUCUGAUACUGCGACAGAUGAAGAAGAAGCGCAGUAGCCCAAGUACAUCUGUUCGCAACGAUCUGGACAAUAUCAACAACAGAGGCCCGCCGUUCUAUAGAGAGAAGGAGGCCUUUCUUAUCCCUGGCGGCCCUUACAAGGUCUCCAACAAGGAUGCUGAGCUCUGCUCCACAGAUGGCACCAACGACCAGGCUGGUUUUAGGCAUAAACGACUGGACCGCAACUUGGCGCACGCGGAGAAUCACGCCAAGAGCAAACUGGACCUAAAGAAAUCCGACUCCUCUAGUGUGUUGGUUCCCACAAAAAGCUUCCUAAAAGACUGCUUGUAUCAUCCAGUAUAUAUAAUUCCUGAACAGAUGGAACAGUGCAUUUUUGCUACUGAGGUGUAAGAGUUUCAAAAUCGAGAGAAGCUCAGCCUUAACGGAAACUCUCCUAGGAUGUUUACAUUUUUGGAAAGACACAUAUAAUUAAGAACUUAGUAGAGUUUUGGCUAUAUCCAUCAACUUUUUAAUAUUUAUUAAUUUAUUUAUGCUGCUCAUUUUUAAAAGGACUACUUGCAGAGGACUAAAUCUGUUCUGAAGCAAGAAAAGAGGGAGUAGGAAGGGAGAAGGACCACAGGAAUUUUGGCCAGAAAUAUUUGCACUACUUUUGUCCCCAUUUUUCUAAACACCGUAAAUAAAAAGAAGAAAUAAGAAAUAACAUUCCACCCAAGAUGCGUAGAACCAAGGAUUAAAGUUUAUACGUCUGCAACCUCAAAGAUCAGAAUCUCAGCACGGUGCCCUUUGCUCCAAUUCUCUGAACGAAAGGGGUCUGUGAUCCCUGUGAAACCAAACAUUUAUUUAUUUUUAAAAAAACGUUGUGCUGAAAAUAAAAAAACUGUCCAUCCAUAAGUAAGAUUGUGGUGUACGAGGACAGAUUUUUAUAAAAAGUCGAAAUACGGAGAUUUUUGCCUAAUUGUGAUAAUAAUUCUGUAGGAGAUGCAUAUGUAGACUAAUUAUUUUUGUAUACAAACCAGCAUUUGGGAGUAUAUAUUUUUAUACAAACAGAGCGCCAGCUAGCUGUGAAUUAACGUCUCCUUCCACGUACAAAUGUUUUGUACUUGACUUCAGCAGUGCUGUUUUAUUCUGUGUGGACAUAUUUUGUCCAGUAUGGGUGAAUUUUGUACUAAGCUUAUUAUACUCGAGAGAAGCAUUUAACUAACGACAGUAUCACUGUUCAUUUGUACUGUGUUUUGGUUUCUCUAUAUGGCCAGUAUGAUGCCUCGAGCCUUAAAUGAUCCACGGAGGACUCAGAAAGUUGGGUGUUUUUUGUCUUUCUUUUCAUUUUAAAACCAAAUAGACUAUUUUAAAAAUGUUUUCCUAAUUUUUUAUAAUCUCUUUAUUUAAUUUAAUAAUGCAAUGUGUAUAUAAUAUUUUUUCCAUAUAAUUUAAUUCUGUAAAUAUGGUGUAUUUAUGAAGAGAAUUGUAUAUAUGUCUAUGUUAUCAAACAAAUUCAGAAACAUCUAUUUUUCCUAAAAAUAAACUGAAGAAUGCAGAA